This is a messenger RNA of Schistocerca cancellata (South American locust), 1536 nucleotides long. RefSeq names its product mucin-2-like. The transcript has a single exon. The record is from RefSeq and is a predicted model, not a curated record. Bases 1 to 1536 code for a protein of 511 amino acids. Lineage: Eukaryota; Metazoa; Arthropoda; Insecta; Orthoptera; Acrididae.
AUGACCGACACCAUGCGCGGCAGCUACCCCAUCACUGGUGAAGAGCAGCCAUUGCCGCCUCUGCUGUCACCACCGCCAUCGCCGUCGCCUCUGCUGCCUCCCACGACCCAAGGCGUUGAGAACAUCGCUGCUGAAGAGAAAUCGUUGCCGCCCACCACCGCAGGCAGCGGUGACAUCACAGCUGACGAAGAGCCACCGUCCCCCACUACCUUGGACGGCGGCGAGAUCAGCUAUUUCGAUGAGCUGCUAGCACCCACCAUCUCUGCUGGCAGCUGCAACUACCUCCUUGAAGAGCCGCCCCUCCCCACCACCUUGAGUGGCGCUGCUAACACCAUUGCAGAUGAGACACUGCUCCCCACCAUUUUGGGGAUCUCUGAUGCAAGUGGUAAUGAAGAGCCGUUGCCUCCCACCGUCAUUGGCAGCGGUGACGCUGAUGCCCCUGUUGACCCACUGCCACCCACCACCCCAGGCAGUGGUAAAAUCCUAGCUGAUUGUGAGCCACCAUCCCCUACUACCUUGGACGGUGGCGAGAUCAGUUAUUUCGAUGAGCUGCUAGCACCCACCAUCUCUGCUGGCAGCUGCAACUACCUUCCAGAAGAGCCGCCGCUUCCGACCACCUUGUGCGGUGCUGCUAACAUCAUUGCAGAUGAGACUCUGCUCCCCACCAUUUUGGCGAUCUGUGAUGCAAGUGGAAAUGAAGAGCCGUUGCCUCCCACUGUCAUUGGCAGCGGUGACGCUGAUGCCCCUGUUGACCCACUGCCACCCACCACCCCAGGCAGUGGUAAAAUCCUAGCUGAUUGUGAGCCACCAUCCCCUACUACCUUGGACGGUGGCGAGAUCAGUUAUUUCGAUGAGCUGCUAGCACCCACCAUCUCUGCUGGCAGCUGCAACUACCUUCCAGAAGAGCCGCCAUCCCCCACCACGUUGUGCGGCACUGCUAACAUCAUUGCAGAUGAGACUCUGCUCCCCACCAUUUUGGCGAUCUGUGAUGCAAGUGGAAAUGAAGAGCCGUUGCCUCCCACCGUCAUUGGCAGCGGUGACGCUGAUGCCCCUGUUGACCCACUGCCACCCACCACCCCAGGCAGUGGUAAAAUCCUAGCUGAUUGUGAGCCACCAUCCCCUACUACCUUGGACGGUGGCGAGAUCAGUUAUUUCGAUGAGCUGCUAGCACCCACCAUCUCUGCUGGCAGCUGCAACUACCUUCCAGGAGAGCCGCCAUCCCCCACCACGUUGUGCGGCACUGCUAACACCGUCGAAGAUGAGACACCUCCCCUCACCGUCUUGGGGAGCUAUGAAACAACUGGUUAUGAAGAGCAGCCGUCCCUCACCAUCUUUGACGGCAGCAAGAUCACCCCUGAAGUAUCUCUGUUGGUGCCUUUAGUCGAUGUUGCACCAUCGCCCCUACAGGGCGUGCUUCUCACUGGCCCUCCCAGAAAGCAGGCCUUCCCUAAACUUUGCACAAAGAAAAAAGCAUCUAAUCCUACUCUUUGUCUUCGUGGGCCGCCUCCUUGUCCUGCCUUUAGGAACAAAAAGUAA